This is a messenger RNA of Amphimedon queenslandica, 3365 nucleotides long. RefSeq names its product heat shock cognate 71 kDa protein-like. Bases 1 to 3231 code for a protein of 1076 amino acids. The transcript has 2 exons. Gene Ontology annotation, molecular function: zinc ion binding; ATP-dependent protein folding chaperone; ATP binding. The record is from RefSeq and is a predicted model, not a curated record. Lineage: Eukaryota; Metazoa; Porifera; Demospongiae; Haplosclerida; Niphatidae.
AUGGCGUCCAGUCGAGGAUCGUAUUAUUUUAAGAAACUAGAGGAGCAACUCACCUGUUCGGUCUGCUUAGAGCUUUAUACUAAUCCCAGAAUUUUACCAUGUCAUCAUUCUUUCUGUCUCAAAUGUCUAGAGGGCGUCCCUUUAUGCCCUAAACCUGAAAAUAACUAUUAUCUACACUGCCCGAUUUGUCGUUGUAUAACAGAAAUACCAGGAACCGUUGGAGUCUCUGACCUACCUUUAGCUUUCGAGCUCAAUAAUUUUCGAGAUAUUUAUGAUAAAAUGAAGCUAAGUGAGCAUAGCUCUCAAUCAAAAUCAUCUCAGGUAGCAUCUACCGUCAGUGCUUCAGGCCAUGACUCUACCGUGACCACAACUGUUGUGCCGUGCCACCACAGCGAUAAGAAACAAAUUUUCUGUGAAACAUGUAAUACCCUUAUUUGCAUAAAUUGUACUAGUGAGAGUCAUAAAAGUCACAGUUGGAAUUCUCUUGAGGAAAGCUAUCGCAGGUACUGUCAGAAUAUGAGCAGCGAAAUUGCUCCUUUAAGGGAAAAAAUUACUGCUCUCCAGGAUGCUUCUACUCUCCUUGAAAAUGUUGAAAAGGAAAUAAGUAAGCAAGGAGAAGACAUCAAGCAAAGUAUGAAAAUUGCUGCAAAUGAAAUGAUAAAAGCGAUUCGGGAGUCUGAGAGUCAGCUCACUAAUGAAGUGGAGGCAACAAUGAUGAAUAAAUUGCUAGUUGUUUCUAGCCAAAAAAUGUCUGUUGAUGCCUCUCUAGGUCAGCUGAAAAAAUUUGAUGAGUAUUUCAUGGACGCCAUAAAGGGAGAUAAGCCUCAACUAGCCUUACUUGCUAAGCAAAAUAUGAUGAAACGAAUGACAGAAGCCCUCGAGAAUGUAAGGAUGGAAGAAUUUAAUCCAAUGGAUAGAGCUGAUAUGAAAUUUGUGCAAGGAAGUGCCAACAUUUCUGUGGGGAAUCUUGAAUGUUCACUUUUGGCUAUACAAGAGUUUAAGAUUGAAGCUAGUGGUAUUAAACUUGAAGGAAGAAAUUUUGUAUUUUCACUUUCUAUUAUUUUACCAAAUAGCUCUGUUCGCCUCUCACUGCCAAUUGAGUAUCUUUCGUGCACUUUGGUACCAGUUUUUAGUGGGCCACCUAUUUUUACAACAGUUUCUACAACUCCACUUCCUGGACUUUAUCAAGUUAAAUUAAGUUGUACUGGUAGUCAUUGUUGUACUGUUGAAGUAGAGGUGCAUGGUGUUAAGAUCAAAGAUAAGCCUCAAAUCAUGGUACCCAGCAUACCCUUGAAAGCAAUUGGAAUAGAUCUUGGUACAGCCUACUCUUGUGUUGGCAUCUUUCAUGAUGGUAAAGUUGAAAUUGUACCUAAUGAACAAGGCAACAGAAUAACAUCAAGUUUUGUUGCUUUUACUGACGUUGAGCGUUUGAUUGGUGACUCAGCUAAAAACCAGGCCUCUAUGAACCCACUGAACACUGUGUUUGAUGCAAAGAAGCUUCUUGGAAAGAGGAUUGAUGAGUCAUCCAUUGUGUCACAUAACAAAUAUUGGCCAUUUAAGCUACUGGAAGGUAUGAAUGGGAGACCUCUGAUUGAAGUAGAGUACAAAGGAGAAGUUAAAAUGUUCUGUGCUGAAGAAAUUUUGGCAAUGACAUUAGGCAAGAUGAAAGAAAUGUUUGAGACAUAUUUUCACCUACCAGCAGUUGUGGAUGCAGUUAUUACUAUUCCAGCUUCCUUCAAUUCAUUGCAGCGUCAAGCUACAAGAGAUGCUGCAGCAAUUGCUGGUCUCAAUGUGAUUCGUAUGGUCAUUGAGCCUGUUGCUGCUGCACUAGCGUACGGCUAUUAUAAAAGGAUCUCUGAGAUACGUAAUGUGCUCGUUUUUGAUUUAGGAGCUGGUUUUUUAAAUGUUGCUGUUGUAAUUAUUGAAGAAGAAAUAUGUGAAGUGAAGUCUGUUUGCAGUAAUUCUAAUGUUGGUGGUAAUGAAUUUAACAAAAGGUUGGUAGAUUAUUGUAGCAUGCAAUUUAGACGUAAGUACAAAAAGAAUUUAUUUGAAAGUAAGAGAUCUGUUGUUCGCCUGAUGGUUGCAUGUGAGAGAGCGAAAAGAAUGCUAUCUUCAGAGUCUCGUGCCUCAAUUGAAUUGGAUUCGCUUUUUGAAGGGAUAGACUACUACACUACCAUCACUCGAAGCAAGUUUGAAGAAAUCAAUGCUGAUCUUUUUUCUGUAACCUUAGAAUUCAUUGAGAAAGCACUUCGUGAUGCUAAAAUAAGCAAGGAUGAGAUCCAUGAUAUUCUUUUAAUUGGUGGCUCAACUCGUAUUCCAUACGUCCAAAAGUUGUUACAGGAUUUCUUCAAUGGAAAGAAAUUAAACAAAUCGGUCAAUCCAGAUGAAAUUGUGGCAUGCGGCGCUGCUCUUCAGGCAGCCAUUUUGAGUGGAGAUGAAAGUGAGACACUUCAAGACACAUUUCUCUUGAAUGUAAUACCAUUUUCUUUUGGAGUUGAGACUGCAGGUGGUGUAUUUAUGGCUAUGAUUAAGCGAAAUUCUACUUUUCCUGCUAAGGUACAAGAAACUUUCACAACGUACUAUGAUAAUCAGACUAAUAUAGUGAUUAAAGUAUAUGAGGGAGAGAGAGCUAUGACGAAGGACAAUUCCUUACUUGGGAAGUUCUUAGUUUCUGGCAUACCAAAAGCACCAAGAGGCUGCCCAAAGAUUACUAUCACUUUCAGCAUUAAUUCAAAUCAAAUUAUUGAAAUGUUUGUUACUUAUGAAGGACUCACUACUCCAGGAGCUGUCAGUGCAAGUGCUGGUAUUGAAGGUCUUUGUGAACUGGAUGAACCUUUAACAUUUCCAUCAGGCUACAUUGAUGGCAGCAAUGUCAUUAAAUUUCACUUUACUCCACCAAGUAGCGCGCUCACUGUUGAUGACAUGGAACAUAUGGUCGCAAAUGCUAAUCUUUUUAGAGCUGAUGAUAAUCAACAGAGGCAACGGAUUGCUGCAAAGAACCAUUUGGAGAGCUAUGCAUUUGAUGUGAAGGACAAGCUACGAGUGAAAAGAAAUCUGACGGAACAACAACUUAGAGUGAUUGACAAGUGUGACCAGGUCAUUAAAUGGUUAGAUGAAAAUCAAUAUGCUGAUAAAGUAGAGUUUGACUAUCAAAUAAAUGAGUUAGAGAAAGUCUGUUCUCCUGUGAUAGCUAGCUAUUCUAAAAGUGAUGCUGCUUCUACUUCGAAAUGACUCAAUCAUUUUGUCUUCCUGUGUAUAAUUAAACUGUAUUGUGUGUUAGCAUAAUUAUAGAUUAUUUGCAACAAAUAAUUAGUUAGUUUUUAGUUUGUAAAUCUUGCAUCUUUAUAUAAAAAUUGUGACAAGAA